Eufriesea mexicana is the source of this 1328-nucleotide messenger RNA. Its product is annotated as 3'-5' ssDNA/RNA exonuclease TatD. Gene Ontology annotation, molecular function: single-stranded DNA 3'-5' DNA exonuclease activity. Gene Ontology annotation, cellular component: cytosol. Bases 196 to 1131 code for a protein of 311 amino acids. The record is from RefSeq and is a predicted model, not a curated record. The transcript is spliced from 2 exons. NCBI's taxonomy places the organism in Eukaryota, Metazoa, Arthropoda, Insecta, Hymenoptera, Apidae.
UAAUCUGAAAGAAGGAAAACUGCGAAUUGGUGAUAAAAUAUUUUUAUAUGUAUAUGUACAUGUAUAGCAAUAUACCUUAAGUGUUCAUACACAUCAUUUAUAAAAAUACGGAUCUUAGAUUAAUUGGAGACAGCUUCAGCUGGUUGGCAACAAAUGUAUAUUGUAUUUCAUUAUAUUACAAUUAAAUAUUGAGGAAUGGCUGAAAAUACUACUGCAUCAAAUGCAGAGGAAAAGGCUAUUUCCUCAGCUAUGACACAGUGUUAUGAAAAUUAUAUUAUAGUUGAUGUUGGUGCUAAUCUUACUAAUAAAAAAUAUAGCAGAGAUCUAGAUAGUGUAAUUCAAAGAGCAAAAGAUGCAGGGGUACAAAAGAUUAUGGUAACAGGUGCAAGUAUUCGUUCUAGUAAAGAGGCAUUAAGAUUGACUAGGAUAUAUCCUGGUACACUUUAUUCUACUGCUGGUGUUCAUCCUCAUGAUGCAAAAUCAUGGGAAAGUCCUAAUACUUUGCAAGAACUUGAAAGUAUAGCUAAUAAUCCAGAAUGUGUAGCAAUAGGAGAAUGUGGCUUAGAUUAUAGUCGUGAUUUUUCUGAUCCUGAAACACAACGUGCUGUAUUCCAUAAACAAGUGGAACUUGCAUGUCAGUUAACUAAGCCACUUGUGAUACAUGAAAGAGGUGCUCAAACAGAUGUUCUAGAUGUUCUAAACCACUAUAAAAAUUGUUUGCCACCAAUUCUAAUCCAUUCAUUUAUUGGAACUGCAAAGGAAGCACAAAUCUAUUUAGACCAUGGCUUUUACCUGGGCAUUACUGGAUAUUUAUGUAAAGAUAAAUCUGAUAGUGGUAUAAGGCAAUUGUUGGAGAAAAGACUUGCACCUUUAGACAGAAUAUUGAUAGAAACAGAUGCUCCAUUCAUGUAUCCUAAUACUAGAGCUAGUAAAUUACCUGUACAUGUUAAAGAUGCUCUAACUGAACGAUCCAUGACAUUUCUUCAUCGUUACUGUACUUUUCAACGUAAUGAACCAUGUGCUUUACCAGCAAUAGUGGAAAUGGUAGCAGCAUUUAUGCAAAUUGCUCCAGAGGAAGUUGCUUUAGCUACUGCUUUCAACGCUUUAAAAUUAUUUGGUCUAAAUCAGUGAUAUUAACAGUUAUCUUUCAUUUAAAGAAAUGGUGCUAGUGGGUGCUAUUUAAUAUUUUAAUUAUUCUGUUAUCAAUAUAUUGUCUCUUUCCAUGUUUAAAAACAUUACUUGUGUGUUUAUCAAAGUAUGUCUUUCAUAAUAAUACCAACUUACAUUAAUAUUGCUUAUCAACAAUUAUUGGAGAGAAAUACAUCAUC